Molecule: messenger RNA, 3495 nt
Organism: Chiloscyllium plagiosum (whitespotted bambooshark)
Lineage: Eukaryota; Metazoa; Chordata; Chondrichthyes; Orectolobiformes; Hemiscylliidae
Gene: map7d1a
Product: MAP7 domain containing 1a
Biological process (GO): microtubule cytoskeleton organization
Cellular component (GO): microtubule cytoskeleton
Source: RefSeq, a predicted model, not a curated record
UGAGUGAGUCAGGAUUGGAGAGGCUGUUAUUGCAAAAGGCAGCACUGACGUCUGUGCAACACUGCACCUCUCUCCAAGUGUGUCUGUGUGUGCAACUGCGGGGCUGCUUCAUCGCUACUCCUCCCUGCCCGUUUCUGUUUGUUUUUCCCUUUGCAAUGACUUGCUUGGUUUUUGGGGAGCUGGUGUUCUGACCCGGCUGUAUCCAGGCCACCCCACACUUGACCCCCUCCCGCUGCUAUGCAGCACCACUGCCCCGGCUCUGCCAGGCAAGGCAAGAGGCUGAAGAGGGCAUCAGUUCGGCAUUGCCUGUCGACUCCCAGCCUGCGGGGCCUGUUCACCAUCAGCGAGGAAGAGGAGCGAUGCAGAGAUGCAGCAAUGAGGAGGCUGAGUGCUGCUGACAUCAAGAUUGUAGCGGAAAAGAGUCCAACCAAGGAAGAGGAAGGAGAGAAGGGGCCAACCAAGAAAAAUGAAGGAGAGAAGGGGCCAACCAAGGAAGAGGAAGGAGAGAAGGGGCCAACCAAUGACGAGAAAGGAGAGAAGAGGCCGACCAAUGAUGAGAAAGGAGAGAAGGGGCCGUCCAAUGACAAGGAAGGAGUGAAAGGGCCAGCCAAUGACCAGGAAGGAGAGAAAGGGCCAGUCACAGCGGAGAAGGGAGAGAAGAGCCUAAGCAAGGAGGAGGAGGUGGCAGAGAAGGGUCUAGCUAAGGAGGAACCACAUCCUACUCCCUCCAGAUCCACAGCUUUGGGCAAAAGCCCUCGAGGAAAGCCAGAUGGACUGAAGGCUGAGGACAGGCAGAGACUAGCAAGACAGCGCAGAGAGGAGCGGGCAAAAAAUCUCGCUGCUAAGAAGUCAAUAUGGCUGGAGAGGGAAGAAAAGGCAAAGAUGCUCCGAGAGAAGCAAAUGGAAGAUCGCAGGAGGAGGCUGGAGGAACAGAGGCUGAAAAUAGAGAAGAGACGAGCUAUACUCGAGGAAAGGCAGCGGCUAAAGCUGCAGAAGAACAAGGAGCGUUACGAAGCAGUGGUACAGCGCUCAACCAAGAAAACCUGGGCGGAGAUCCGUCAGCAGCGGUGGUCCUGGGCUGGAGCACUGCCCCAUACCCUGAGUGUGCACAGAGAGAGGUCAGAGGGUUGCUCUCUCUCGGCUGUCAAUCUACCCAAACAUGUGGAUUCUAUGUUAAACAAAAGACUCUCCAAGUCCUCAGCCACACUCUGGAAUUCCCCCAGCAGAACUCGCCGUUUGCAGCUGAGCCCCUGGGAGAGCAGUAUCGUGGACCGCCUGAUGACUCCAACCCUGUCCUUCCUUGCCAGGAGCAGGAGUGUCGCUGUUUUAACGGGUAAUGGCCGAGAUCCAGUUGUUCCUCUCUGUCCCCGAUCAUCCUCAGCCAGCCCAAUAGCUCCAAGCAGUGGCAAAACCCCUCACAGAUGCUCGACUCGAUGGAGAUCUGCUCUCAGCACGCCGGAUAUCCUAGGCCGACACAAGACUGAUCUCCCUCUGAGUGAAAGCAAGAAGAAGGAAAAAAAAGACAAAGAACGGGAGAAUGCAAAAGAAAAGCACGCGCUGCUGAAUUCCGGGAGCGUGGCUGACAAAAUGAUGAGGAAACGACAGUCUCUUCCGAUUGUCAGAAGCAAAGAGUCUGUGGCAAGAGAAGCCAGAUUGAAGAAUCGGUCAUUGCCCAGCUCACCCAGACGCCGGACUUCGGGUACCAGCGGUAGUCCCGUAGUCCCUCCGGUGCCCUUGACAACGGACAUUAGUACCCCGGUGAGGAAGUCAAAGGCCAGAGGCGAGAACCGAAAGGCGAAGGAAAACCGCCCGAAACGGAAAGAGGAAAAGGAGGAGGAGCCAAAGGAAGGUUCCAGACCUUCAUCAGCCAGUGGCCUCAAAAUGAAGGAGAUCCUGGUCGAGACUCCUGAGCCUGGUCAAGGUUCACCGGCUAAAACGAUUGCAGGAACCACAGACCCAGAGGAAGCCAUGAGAGCCCUGGCAGAGAAACGUCGUUUAGCAAGAGAACAGAGGGAGCGGGAGGAGCAGGAGAGAAAAGAACAGGAGGAGAAGAAGAGGCAGAUGAAGGAGGAAAUUGCCCGCCGAAAGGCUGAGGAGAAGGCCCAGCGCGUGGCUGAGGCACUUCGUCGUGAAGAGGAAAGGCAGAGACGUGAAGAGGAACAGCGUCUCCAGGAAGAGGAGUGUCAGCGCAGGCUAGCUGAAGCUGAGCGGGAGGAAAUGGAGCGCCUGCAGAAACAGAGAGAAGAGGCAGAGGCUCGAGCACGUGAGGAGGCAGAGAAACAAAGAUUGGAACGAGAGAGACACUUCCAGAAGGAAGAGCAGGAACGGUCAGCGAGAAGGAAGCGCCUGGAACAGAUUAUGAAAAGGACCAGGAGGUCAGAUUGUCUGGAUAAGAAAGAUGACAAAAAGUCAACUGCUGACGGGGAGCCAGAUGACAAGGAGACAAAGGCAGAGCCAAAGGAGAUUGGUCCUGUUUGUGUGAAGAGUGAAUUUCAGCAGGAGAUACCAGCUGAACACCAGGUUGGAGACUCUUCGAUUAGCACCACAGACCUUCCAUCACAGGAUCGCCCUCUUGGGGAGCUGGGAGUCCCUCCUAAAGAAGAUGGCUGUGAGAAGCAAGCGGUCGUCAACAACACCGUGCAGUUGAGGCAGCAGGAAAACGGGAUCUGCCCCAAGGAGAUGGAAUCCCGGGCCUUUGAAGAGAUCAUUGAGCUCUCGAAUCACACGAGCUGUUUAAAGGAGAGCGUGGAGAGUAAUGGCGAGAAAGAAUGUCUCAGCAGUCACACAGCUGACGAGAUUCCAGUCAAUCCCAUCAUCGUGUUUGAGGAAGAAAGUUCCUUCAUUAAGAAAACAACAGGAAUCCAAUCCCAGCAUGUAGCAGAAAUCCUCUGAAGGGCCGAGGGGGGAUGUGCCUCUCCCCCUGCUCCCCUCCGCUACUCCCACCCCCCCCCCCCCCCUACCCUGAGCCACCACGCACGGCUUUGUACUCAGUGUUGGAUUUGGAAGAGCUCGUCAGUGAGAGGGGAAGAGACAACAGCGAGGCGUGUUAUCGGCAACACUCCACAUGGACCGCACAAAAUCCCCACAGCUCUCGAGCAACACUUCCUUUUACUUUGUUGUGCUGUUUUUAUUUUAAAUGUUUUUCAAAGUGUUUACAGAAAAAUAACUUCUACAUGAGGAGACGGUGGGAGCGAACAUGGGACCCCGGAAGAUUCUAGAGUGACCUUGUGGAAGAUGCAGUCAUUUUCACGAGUGUUCUUCACCUGUACUGUACACCGUGUGCUGACAAUGUCUCUAAUGUGCACCUUAUUAAAACUGACACUAAUUCUAUAUCAUUGGUGAAGAGCUAAAGGCACUCGGACAGACGAGAGUGGCAGAGCGAUGGUUAUUGUAUCACUGGUGAUCAUGUUCUUAUUUAACUUGAAAUAAUAAUAAACUACUGGGUACAGUGUAUGUGAAUAAUGUAAAUAAACCUGUCAGUGUUACACCAGGGAA